Molecule: messenger RNA, 1413 nt
Organism: Pistacia vera
Lineage: Eukaryota; Viridiplantae; Streptophyta; Magnoliopsida; Sapindales; Anacardiaceae
Exons: 2
Coding region: 1-1413 (470 amino acids)
Molecular function (GO): DNA demethylase activity; DNA N-glycosylase activity
Source: RefSeq, a predicted model, not a curated record
AUGGCAAGACCAAAUGCAAUCUCCGGAAGGGCAGUCUCCGAGUUUACUCCCAUUACACCAGACAAAGCCAAGAGAGGGAAUAGCAACCAGGUUUCUCAAUUACAAAACUCACCUACAGAUGACAGAACAAACCCAGAAAGAGAUGCACAGAAUAAUGAAGUUGCUGCUGAAAGAGAACCCAACAGUAUCUGGUGCAAUAAAGAACUCUUCCAGCAUCAUACAGAUACAUCAGUUGCAGCAGCUUCCACACAGUUACAGGAGAAUCACAACCCUGACAAGCAAGAAAGUCAUGGUAUUGACCUGAACAAAACACCCCAGCUUAAACCGAGGAGGAAAAAGCACAGGCCAAAGGUGGCCAAAGAAGACAAACUUAAAACUCCAAAAUCAGCAAUCAGAAAGCCUGCUGGUUCUGGUAAGCGGAAGUAUGAGCGAAAGAAGGGAACGAACAAAGAUCCAACAUGCUCCCCAUCACAGGCAGCUGGAGAAUUUAUUGAUCCAAAGACACUAGAGCCUUCCAAGGAAUCAUGCAGAAAGACCUUAAACUUUGACAAUGAAGGGCAAACUAGAGAGGAAAACUCUACUUGCAAGUCCUCUGAUUUAGUUUCAGAAUCGGGGACAAAGGACAUCCUUGAAAGAGGAAUUCAAUCAAAAUCAUCCUUACAGCUCGAUGAAGGCUCUGAAGUGACAACUCUAAAGCCAGUGACACCAAAGCCUGCUGGGUCUAAAACAAAUCCAAAAGUUAAGAGGAAGUAUGUGCGGAGAAAGGGACUUAACAAAGACUCAACAUCUUCUCCAGAUGAAGCAGUAGCGGGAAACUACAUUGAUCCAAAACCACCUGAACCUACCAAUGAAUCAUGUAGAAUUUCUGAUGCAGGACAGUCUAGAGAUGAACACUCCAAGUCAAUUUGUUUCGGUUCAGUUUCAGAGUCACUGGGAAAUGAAUUCGGUAAAUCAGAAUUGAUCGUGGACCUCAGCAAAUGGAUUGAAGUGAUGACUCCAACGCCAGCUGAUUCUAAAAAAAAGCCAAGAGUUAAGAGGAAGUAUGUGAGAAAGCAGGGACUCAGCAAAGACUCAACUGUUUCCCCAACAGAAGUACCACUAGAAAACAAGGAUCUAAGAGUACUUGAGCCUACCAAGAAGUCAUGUAGAAGGACCUUAAAAUUUGACAUAGAAGGGCAACAUAGAGAUGAAAAGUCUACAUGCAGGUCCGGUUUUGAUUUAGAUGGAGCAUCACAGGCAAGUGACUUCUAUAGAAGAGGAAUUCAGUCAGAAUCAACUGUACAACUCAAUGAAGGAAUUGAAUUGGCCAUAGAAAAUACACAAGUCGGCAUUGCCUAUGAUCUCAGCCGUUCAGUGAAUCAAAAUCUAAAAGAUUACACGUCAUUGCCUGAAGGACAGUUUCAGAAAGGAUGA